Messenger RNA from Penicillium longicatenatum, 2319 nucleotides. RefSeq lists its product as uncharacterized. Gene Ontology annotation, biological process: DNA-templated transcription; regulation of DNA-templated transcription. NCBI's taxonomy places the organism in Eukaryota, Fungi, Ascomycota, Eurotiomycetes, Eurotiales, Aspergillaceae. Gene Ontology annotation, molecular function: zinc ion binding; DNA binding; DNA-binding transcription factor activity, RNA polymerase II-specific. The transcript has 6 exons. Bases 1 to 2319 code for a protein of 772 amino acids. The record is from RefSeq and is a predicted model, not a curated record.
AUGGAUCCACCGUCUAAUCCUGCACCCCCACAGGAUGAUCCGUCCGCCAAGCGCAAACGCGCGGGGAGAAAAUAUACAUCUCGAGCCUGUGAAGAAUGCCGCCGACGAAGAGCAAAGUGCGAUGGUAUGCGACCAUCAUGUUCUCGGUGUCUUGACCGAGGUUCUCGCUGCCAAUAUUCGACGGCCGAAGACGGGAGGCAACCGGCCCCGAAGUCAUAUGUAGUGAUGCUACGUAAUAGAAUCGAGCUCCUGGAGCGUGUUCUGCGAAAUCAUGGCAUUGAUGCGGAAGCUUCUGUUGCGGAAUUGAUGGUCGAGGCUGAGCUUUUCAAUCAGCAGACAGAUUCUAACCAUGCGGUGGAUGAUUUAUGCGUGACUUUUGAUGGUGCACUUACUAUAGAUGAAUCUUUGAACUUUGAUCAAGAUGGCGAAGUUCGUUAUUUUGGACCGACUAGUGGACGCUUGCUGUUUCAGUCUUCGACGACUACCUCCCCCGAGGAAGAUACUCCUCCAACAGAUGCUUCCUAUACCGGGGGCUCUGGAGUCACACCAGAUACUCCUGAUUUGAUAUCUCCGCACUGUGCUACAAAGUAUCAUGAAUGCCCCUUUGAGCCCGAUGCGCCCCCAAUCUCCGAAGAGCUCCAGGCCCAUUUGAUCAAUCUAUACUUCGAUUGGGACCAACCAUGGCUGCAAGUUGUGAAUGAGCAGCUGUUUCGCGAAAGCCUAGCCUCUGGGGGUCGAUACUGCAGUCCUCUUCUGUUAAAUUGCAUUCUUGCCGUCGGUUCCCGAUAUUGCGAUAGAAUAGAGGUUCGGACAGACCCCAAUGAUUCCAACACAGCGGGCAAAAUGUUUAUUUGCGUGGCGGAGAGGCUUAUAAACAACGACCUUCGCUGGCCCAAGAUUACAACUAUUCAGUCCUUGACAAUCAUGGGAAUGUAUUAUAUUGCAACGGGAUCUGAUGCAGCAGGCUGGCUUCAACAAGGUAUGGCUAACCGCUUGGCCAUUGAUAUGGGCUUCAACAUGGACCCUGCGGUUCUCACAGGGACUGUUUCUCUUCCGGCGAUUGAAAUCGAGUUACGAAGGCAAAUUUACUGGGCGUUGUACUGCCAUGAUAAGUUGUCGGCCUGCUAUACAGGGAGGGUCUGCACACUGUUGGACUCCCAAGGUGCUGUGAAUAAGCCCGAUCUGGAGUGCGUCUCUGGUGUUCAAUUGCCUUCUGCCAACGGACAGCUGCGAGCAGCUAAUCAGAAGACUGUCACUCAGCUGCAGAGGUCAAUGAUUGAUCUAUGCCGCAUCAUCGAAAAGAUCCUACGUUCUCUAUGGUCCCCUAAACCACUUCUCCAUUGUCAUCAACGAGCUGCAUUCUUCGACACCGCCCUCCUCGAACUAAAGACGUGGUACUACGACCUCCCAUCCGAGCUGAAGGUUGACCGUCCAUCAGGACCCUCCCGAUUCCCGCACGCUUUUACCUUGUCAAUGGUAUAUCACCAGGCAGUUAUCUUACUCUGCUGCCCAUUCGUUUCCUCCAACACGCAGUCCACAUCCCCCAAAAAUGGUGAUACCGUGCAACAGUCACCACAGCCAAACGAUAAACAAUCACCAAACUCACGAUACGCAAAAGCCCUUUCAAGCUGCAGCAACUCGAUUCGAGUAAUGUGCUGCAUCGCACAAAGAUAUCGGCAGACAUUUGGCAGUUUCAAGCUCAGCCCCAUCACCGCUACACAUUGCACGUUAUCCACAGCGCUGAUGCUCAUCGAGCUAUGUUGCGCUGCUAAGCCCGUCGCCAAGCAUUCCCCAACAGAUGACGGGCCGCACCGAUUACCUCCACAUGCUGCGGUAGCUCUAUGCUUCCAGGUUCUGCGAGAGCUGUCUACAUCGUGGAAUAUCGCUAAGCGUAUUGGGAGGAAUUUGGAGAGGGUUUAUAUCGAGAGAUAUGGUUCUGAACAUCUGGCGUUCAUGCCAAAAGAGGGAGAAGAAAAUGGCCAGGUUCUGCUUGAGGAACCCAAGUUUACCACCGCAGGCGAUUUCACAAUCCCCAAUCUGGAGAUGUUUGAUGAUAUCCUCAAUGCCAGGCCAUUCCUCACUGAGGAUCCACUACAAGUUGGCGUCGAAAUACCCGUUGAGUUUAAUCAACCACCAAAUUUCAGUCGACCUGGCAUACCUGCCAUGGCAUUGCAUUCCUCUGGGGAUACCCAGAACUUUCCGAAUCAAGACGAGGCAUUUGUGAAUAGUCAUGGAUAUGCGUUCUCCCUGGACUCUCUGCCGAGUGAUUACAAUAUGUUCGACACGUUGAAUCAAAUGUAUCUAGAGGACAGUUGGUAA